Scleropages formosus (Asian bonytongue) is the source of this 412-nucleotide messenger RNA. RefSeq names its product COP9 signalosome complex subunit 9. The record is from RefSeq and is a predicted model, not a curated record. The coding region runs from base 55 to 261 and encodes 68 amino acids. Lineage: Eukaryota; Metazoa; Chordata; Actinopteri; Osteoglossiformes; Osteoglossidae. The transcript is spliced from 3 exons.
AGGAAAUGAGCGAGUGGGAAAAGGCACUUAACAGAGAAGCUGUCCGAGUCCUUGAUGCCGCUGAAAGACCAGUCAAAUUCUGUUGCGAUGAAGCCCGCCGUAGACGAGAUGUUUCCAGAAGGAGCUGGACCUUACGUAGAUCUUGACGAGGCAGGGGGCAGUACAGGACUACUCAUGGACUUGGCGGCCAACGAGAAGGCCGUUCACGCGGACUUCUUCAACGACUUUGAAGACCUCUUUGAUGAUGAUGACAUCCAGUGAUAAAGAAACUUCAUAUACUGCCAAGUGUAUGCUCCAGAAGCUGGCUUUUUUGGAUUUGUUGGUAGUCUGAAAACUAGUCUAAAUAUUAUGCUGUGCAUUAUAUAUUUGAAAUAAGAAUGUUUGCUAGUUAUUUUAAUAAAACUGUUGUAAA